AUGACAGUCCUGGGUGAAGACUGGUUCGCUGUGGGAGAUAUAUAUUUCAGAAAGCUGCGUCUGUACGACAUGCCAUGGGGAAUGGGGUUUUCCCUUUCUCAGUUCAAAAUGUCCAUUUGCCAGUAUUCUGGUUAUAUUGCGAUGUAUUUGGAUGGUCAAGCUGGUGCGAAACCUGUACUUCAAAUCUACACGUCAUCAGGCAAGCUUGUAUCUCAACAUGUUUGGAAGGAUGCGCCUGGUGUAUUAGUUGGCUGGACUUUAUCAGAAGAUUUAUUAGUUGUACAAAAAACUGGAUUCACGACAGUUUUGGAUCUUCAAGGGAAAUUUAUUCGUCGUUUCAGUAUGGGACCUGAAGCUGAGGAAAGAGAAAUAAUCAGUGCUAAGCUGUUUGUUAUGGAGAGUAACACAGGUAUAGCUGUUCUUACUGGUGGAAAUCACAUUUUUCUGACAACUAGCAUUGAAACGCCACGAAUGCGACGUCUUGCUGAAUUACCUGGACCCAUGCAAUCUUUAUCACAAUGGAGUAUUAUUACAACACCUCUUGAUCUGGGAACUACCGAUUCCUUUCGAAGUCCAUGGUUGUUGAUUGCACGCAAAAAGAAUUUAUAUCGAGCAAACUUUGGAACAGUUGAAAGUAUUGACUUGUCGAGACUUACAAAUUCAAGUGGUGAUGACAUUCGUUUACUAUCGAUAUCGUUAAAUAUGCAGUUUGUUGCAAUUUAUUUAAACAAUGGUGAAUUGUUAAUUACAAAUACCCGAUUUACUGAAUUACACUCACAUAUUGAUCUUACACAACGUAUAUCAGUAAUGCUAAUGAAUAGCAGUGAUUCACUUAGUCAACGGUCAAAUGAAUUGAAUCAUCCUAAAGCAUUAUUGUGGUUGACAAAUUCAGCUGUUGUUCUCCAGUGGGAUAAUUUAAUCGCCAUUGUUGGUGUACAAUCGGAUAUUUAUGAAGCAUUCUAUGCAGAUGAUAUAUUCCUAUCACAAGAGAUUGAUGGAAUUCGCAUUAUAACGCCUACAUCACAUGAACUACUACAACGGGUACCAUCGGCGCUUGAAUCAUUAGGACGGAUUGGCGCAUCAUGUCCAGCCACUUGGUUAGUGUCAGCUUAUAAAAGUUUGAAAGCAAACUGUGGACGUACUAAUGAUUAUUUAUUACCUAUUAAACAAACUAAUCAAAUGAUUGAUGCAAUAUCUCAUUGUAUUGAAGCAGCUUGUCAUGCCACAGUUGAUUAUGCUUGUCAACAAGAAUUACUUGAAUCUGCUCAUCUUGGUCGUAUAUUGUUACUGGCUAUGUUUAAUACGACGGAUACUACUGCAACAACUACUAGUGGUACUACUGCUACUACUCCUGACAAUUGUUCAGUGGAGGCUAAAGUAAAAGAGCUUGCUGAUCAUGCAGCUAAAGUUUGUCAGACAUUACGUUUACUAAACAGUUUAGCUGUUCCUUGGUUUGGAAUCGCUCUAACAUGGCGUGAAUUCCGUGAAUUAGGACCAAACAAAUUGUUUGAGCGUUUGUUAGUUCGUCGGCAUUAUCCAAUUGCCAUUGAACUUGUUCGAAUUCAUCAAAAGCACAAGUGGCCAAGAAGCAUUCUUGAAGAAAGUCAGGGAAAUUAUGGAACAUGUACAUUUUCACAUCUACUUGCUCACUGGGCGUGCAACAGCUCUAUAACAUCAUCGGGAGCAGCCGCACUGAUAUCAGAACGUGUGGCAGCUAUCGUUGAUAAAUUACUCAAUGAUUCCCCAGAGAGUAAAUCGAAUUCCAGUGGUAAUCGUGUCAACUUCUUUAAUACUCCUGUUUCACAUCUGGAUUUCGCCGAUGUUGCCAGUCAAGCUAUUUUAGCUGGUCGCGAGACGGUUGCAGAACAAAUAUUAGAGUAUGAGCCACGUGCGUGGCGUCAAGUGCCAUUACUUUUAAAAUUAUCACGUUAUAAUCGUGCAUUAGUUCGAGCGGUAGAAACAGGCGACCCUGAAUUGAUUACUGUGGUCGUAGUAGCAUUACAAGAACAAGGUAAAUUACCGCCAGCAGAUCUUGCCAUGGUACUUCGCCGACAUCCAAUAGCUCUUGCUAUCUAUCAGGAAACAUUAGGCCAAGUUGAUCAUUCGUCAUCUGAUUCAGAAAAUUCAACACAAACUGCUCUUCUCACCUUUAACCAAGAAAAUGAUCGUGCUGCAGAAGCUAAAAAAGCUGUUCUUUCAGCUUAUCGGGAGAAUAGUUUGACUUCAAGACUGACAUUGCUACAGAAUGCUGAAGAGAUUUAUCGACAAUUGAAGAAUGAUUUUAUGGCCCAGGAAUGUAAUGCUCAGAUACGUUUAUUGAAAUUUCAAAGUAAACUUGAAAAACAAGAAAUAUCUGCACCACUUUUUGAAAUUAAAGCUGUCUCUGGUUCAACUCGUAUAUUACCCGAGACAGUGAUAUCUGGCAACAGUGCACAUGAUAAGCUUUGGAUAGGUCAAUCUUUAAAUACAACACUCUGUCGAUUAUUGGCUACAGGACAUUGCGAACGUCAAGCUGAUCAAUUACGUAGAGAGUUUAGAGUAUCAGAGAAACGCUUUGCUUUUCUACGUAUUGUUGGUAUGGCAAUAAACAAUGAAUCUUGGUUGGAAAUGGAUAAAAUGAUUCGAACCAAGAAACCACCUGUUAAUGUUGAGAUAUUGACUAAAAUCUGUAUUGAUGGCAAUCAUAUCGAAGAUGCAAUUAGAUUAAUUCCGAGAAUUCCACCUGAAAGAAGAGUACGAUUUUGGCUAAUGAUUGGGAAAAUUGAAGAAGCUAUUCAACUAG
Trichobilharzia regenti is the source of this 2782-nucleotide messenger RNA. The record is from the annotation of a GenBank genome assembly. Lineage: Eukaryota; Metazoa; Platyhelminthes; Trematoda; Strigeidida; Schistosomatidae.